Molecule: messenger RNA, 609 nt
Organism: Cynara cardunculus var. scolymus (artichoke)
Lineage: Eukaryota; Viridiplantae; Streptophyta; Magnoliopsida; Asterales; Asteraceae
Product: mavicyanin-like
Exons: 2
Coding region: 1-609 (202 amino acids)
Cellular component (GO): plasma membrane
Molecular function (GO): electron transfer activity
Source: RefSeq, a predicted model, not a curated record
AUGGGGAUUUUCACCGAGAAACCAACAACAGUGGGAAUGUUGUUGUGUACGCUGAUGAUGAUCGAGUUAGGUGCAAGGGUCGUGAUGGUUACAGGAAAACAGUACAAGGUUGGUGAUUCUGCUGGUUGGACUACAAAACCCAACUCCACUUACUUGAGUUGGGCAUCUUCCAAGAACUUUCGUGUGGAAGACGUUCUUUGGUUCGAGUACAACGCCACCAUAGACAAUGUGAUACGAGUGAGUCUCUCCGAUUUCCGGUCAUGCAACACAUCGGCUCCGAUCAAAACAUUCAACUCUGGCAAUGACUCGUUCACCAUCAAGGCACCUGGACACUACUACUUCACUAGCGGUUUUUCCGGUCACUGCAAGGCUGGUCAAAAACUCGAUGUCAGAGUCCUUAAAACGUCUCAAAACGCCACCCAACCAUCGGGCCGAACCCCAAGUCCCAGCCCCUCUGAUCUAGUAUCUUCGUCACCCUUGGAAUCAAAGGAAACAGCACCAAGUCCAACGGAAAACUCAGCGACAUCGACACAUGAUCCGAUGUGGUUGCUUAUGACUAUUGGUGUGGCCUUCAAUGGUAUUUUAGUUCUGGUUCAUGGUUGUGUUUAG